AUGUAUCAAGAGGCGGAACGCACAAUAUUUUCUCCCAACCAUACUGCUAAGUCUCUGAAUGAAAUCACGUCAGCUUAUGGAGAUCAAGCGUGCUACGUCUACCUUCUGCUUGGGGAUGUAUACAGAUACCAGCAACGCUUUUCAGAUGCUGCCAAGUGCUACAAAGAGUGUCUCAGCGUUAAUCCCCUGAUGUGGACAGCAUAUGAAUCGUUAUGCAAGAUUGGCGAAUUUGUCGAUGUCGAUGAAGCUUUUAGCGUCAGUGGGCACUUAGGUCUAAUAACUCCAACAUUUACAGUGGUUCGUCAGUCAGUCACUGCAACCAAAUCGCCAUUGGGCACUAACAUGAAAAGUGAACGUGAGAAGCUUGCCAGUAGGGAAAACGUCAAUCCAAAUGAUCCCUUAAAUGAUCCAGUUGCAUUGAACACCGUGCACAAUGCCGACGAAGAUGCAGACACCGACAAGCAUACAGUUUCUAUCAAUAAU
Molecule: messenger RNA, 483 nt
Organism: Dibothriocephalus latus
Lineage: Eukaryota; Metazoa; Platyhelminthes; Cestoda; Diphyllobothriidea; Diphyllobothriidae
Source: the annotation of a GenBank genome assembly